AUGGACCUCCCGACGCUGCUCGCCGCCCCGACCGCGCGCGCCGGCGCCGGCCAACAUGGCGGGGGCCAACAUGGCGGCGGCCCCGGGCGGCUCCGGCGCGGCCCGGGGCCUCCCGUCAGCCCGGACGCCGCGCGCCGCCGCCUGCUGGUGCUGAGGGGCCCGGAAGACGCGAGCCGGUCGCCCCCGCAAGACGGCGACGGCGACGGCGACGGCGGCGGCUCCAUCGUGGUCCUGCUGGGAGUGGCGCUCGCCGCCGCCACCGCCGCCGCCACCGAGGAGCCCUCCGGGCCCGACGUGGAGCCGGGGCCUCGCGCCGUCCCCGCAGGCCGCCCCGAGCGGGGCCCCGCGGCCGCCGACAGCCGGGACCUGCUGCUGCGCCUCGACCGCGGCGUCCUCAGCUUGGCCGGGCCGCCCGCGAGUCCCGCCGGGGGAGGCCGCGGGGCCCCGGGCGUCCCCUCCGCGGCGACGGCGACGGCGACCGCGCCGGGCUACCGCUGCCCCGAGCCGCAGUGCGCGCUGGCCUUCGCCAAGAAGCACGAGCUCCGCGUGCACCUGCUGUCGCACGGCGCCGGCCCGGCGCGCCGGCCCUUCCGCUGCCCGCGCCCCGGCUGCGGCUGGGCCUUCGGCACGUCCUACAAGCUCAAGCGCCACCUGCAGUCGCACGACAAGCGGCGGCCCUUCGGCUGCCCCGUGAGCGGCUGCGGCAAGACCUUCACGACCGUCUACAACCUCAAGGCGCACCGGAAGGGCCACGAGCAGGAGAGCCUGUUCAAGUGCGAGGUGUGCGCCGAGCGCUUCCCCACGCACGCGCGGCUCAGCUCGCACCAGCGCAGCCACUUCGAGCCCGAGCGGCCCUACAAGUGCGACUUCCCCGGCUGCGAGAAGACAUUCAUCACGGUGAGCGCCCUGUUUUCCCAUAACCGAGCCCACUUCCGGGAGCAAGAGUUCUUCUCCUGCUCCUUUCCCGGCUGCAACAAGCAGUACGACAAGGCCUGCCGGCUGAAAAUCCACCUGCGAAGCCACACAGGUGAAAGACCGUUUAUUUGCGACUCUGACAGUUGCGGCUGGACCUUCACCAGCAUGUCCAAACUUCUCAGGCACAAAAGGAAGCAUGACGAUGACCGGAGGUUCACCUGCCCCGUUGAAGGCUGCGGGAAGUCGUUCACGAGAGCAGAACACCUGAAAGGCCACAGCAUCACCCACCUGGGCACAAAGCCAUUUGAGUGCCCCGUGGAAGGGUGCCGUGCCCGGUUCUCCGCCCGCAGCAGCCUCUACAUCCACUCCAAGAAGCACGUGCAGGACGUGGCUGCCCCCAAGAGCCGCUGCCCGGUCUCCAGCUGCAGCCGCGUCUUCAGCUCCAAGCACAGCCUGAAGGCGCACGUGGUCAGACAGCACAGCCGGCACCAAGAUCUCUUACCUCAGCUGGAAGCUCCGAGCCCCCUCAUGCCGGCCGGCGAGCUGAGCGGCCCGGGCCAGAGCGAGCUCGCCAACAUCGACCUCGCCGCCCUGUUUUCCGACGGGCCUGCCGGCGGCGGGAGCCCCGCAGGCGGCUCAGACGAGGCUCUGAACUCGGGAAUCUUGACUAUCGACGUCACUUCCGUGAGCUCGUCUCUGGGAAGGAACGCUGCUGGCAGUGGCCCCCCGGGCCAGAUGGACCCCCUGGUCCUGGUGGCCCACGGCGACCUUCCUCCGAGCCUGGACAGCCCCCUCGUUCUGGGGACGGCGGCCACCAUCCUGCAGCAGGUCGGCGUCAGCGUGGAGGACGCGGCCGUGGGCGCGGGGGCGUUGGGCUGUCUGGUGGCUCUGCCCGUGAAGAACCUGGCCCCAGAGCCACCGCCCGCGACCUCCGGCGACAACUCGGCGGCACACAGCACCGCGCCAGCCUCUGCGGGCAGCCCCCGGGGGAGUGGCAGCGUCCCGGCCCUGCUGGCUGCGGUCAAGGUGGAGCCGGACUCGCCCCCUGGCCCCGGGGCGGCUGGGCGGCAGGAGGGAGACCAAGGGCUGCCCCCGGCCCUGUCGCCCGGCCCCGCGGAGACGCACGGCGAUCGGGACGCAGAGCUGAGAGCGGGCACCGGCGGCCUCUACCUGGUAUGAAGCCCUCGCUCGGUUCCGCGGCCACCACGUCGCUCUCUUCUCUGACACUCAGCUCCGAGGAGGUUCUGGAUCGUUCCUUUCUGUGCAGACACUUCUCAGGGGUUUGCAGGCGGCCGCAGCCCUGGACUGCAGAGUCUGAAUCGACCUUGAUGAGCUCCUGCGACCUUGAGCAAAAUCACCUAACCCGAGCCUUAAAUUCUCGUUUAUUUCUAAAAUAAGGGGAUUUGGCUAGAUGACCUCUGAGGUCCUUUCCGAGUUCUGUGAUUCCGUGGUCACGCGUGUCUUUCCUUGCAAAAAAAAAUCGAGGUGUGUCCUAACGUUGAGCUGUUUCGGCUUUGCGCUUUUCAGCUAAGGACGAGUCCUGGAAGACGAGGAACCGUGACGGAAACUACCUUUAAAGGUUUAAUGGAAACUUUAAAACCAUGCCAAAAUAUUUUUUUAAAAAUCACAGUUAACAAGGGAAAAAAAAAAAAAAAAGGAAGUGGUGUGUGAUCCUGCGUUCUUGGAGGAUUAUGAGAGUACUUCUCCAAUUCUGAGGCUGGACAAUUAAUAUACUUUAAUUGUAUUUAUAUCAAUUAAUACAUUUAAUGUAAUUUAAUUCCCAGUAAUUUAAUUAAAUUUUCUUGGGGUGGGGAGAGUGUGACUUUUCCUCAGUCUCAGAUGGGAACGAUCGAGGAGGUUUUUUUUUUUUUUUUUUUUUUCCUUGUUCGCAGAGGUUAAAUUGCUGGUGACGUUGCUAUCGUUCAGAAUGUUAAAUCUCAUUUUACCACGACUUUCGAAAAAUGUUAAGUGUUUUCAAUGAGGACAGAUUGCGAGGGGACGUAGGAACGGAUUUACCAGGGGCCAGCUCUUGUCUUCUCCUUCAGUCUGCAAGAAGGACGGUCUCCGUCCGUCCGGUUCUGGUGUCCCGCUGGUGGCAUUUGCUCGGGCUGCCACAGCCGCCACUGCCAGGGCAGGACGGGGCAGGGGACAGCGGUGGCCGCAGGGCAGAGCCGAGCGGGCAGGCAGUCCCUGGCGUGGGGACUUGGUGCCCCGAGAUGUCACCAGAGCCCGAGCUACGGGGGCAGGCGGAGCAGCCAGCAAGACCCGGAUCCUAACGCUUUGUUCAUUCUCUCACUAGCUGUGUGACGUGGGGUCCCCUGGCUUCUCUGAGUACAAAUGGUGUGUGGUGAAGGGGUCACAGGUAUGCCACUGGCUGUCGAGGGCCGAUCUUCCUCUCUCCGUAGCGAUAAGCAUUAAGAUGUCUUUCCUUUAAAACGUUCACAAACUGGUGACAGUUUUAAGUCCCAUCCGAAUCCCGUUUGUGUGGCUUUCCCCGGCCGUUUCCUGAGCUCAGGAAACUCCCGAGCUCGGUAACGUCGCUAGUCCCCGUCUUGGCGUUUCAGACUUCGGGUGCGGUGGCCCCGUAAGGCGGGACGGACGUGCCCCAGGCCCGCGGCGCGGUGGGCGGCACAGUGAAAAUGUCAGGGAGGUGGCCCUGAGUCCCCAAGGCCGGGCAGGCAGGCCGGGUGUCUGUCUCAGAGAGCAGAGAAGUGCGUAUGCCAUUUUAUAACCGUCUCUGUGUAAGAUAUUUUAACAUGUUUUAGACUUUGGAGAAAUAAACUUGGCUUCUCUGGAUAAUAAAAAUCCUGUCUGUC
Lemur catta (Ring-tailed lemur) is the source of this 3731-nucleotide messenger RNA. RefSeq names its product ZXD family zinc finger C (gene ZXDC). Gene Ontology annotation, cellular component: nucleus. Gene Ontology annotation, molecular function: transcription coregulator activity. Gene Ontology annotation, biological process: regulation of transcription by RNA polymerase II. Bases 1 to 2094 code for a protein of 697 amino acids. The record is from RefSeq and is a predicted model, not a curated record. Lineage: Eukaryota; Metazoa; Chordata; Mammalia; Primates; Lemuridae. The transcript has 6 exons.